GUGGGAGGUCACGCGAUCCACGAACAAAGACAUUCUUGUUUCCUUCGAAGUUUCUACAAGCAUAGAUCUCCGCUAAUUGAAACAGCAUAAAGAUGGUGGCCCAUUCUAGAAUUCUUCUCUCUAAGUGUUCCGAGUUCCGUAGAGAAGGUGAAUUUAUCGACAUACGUUUAAAAGUGGGUGAUACACUUUUCCCAGCUCACCGAGUUGUUCUUGCGUCGUAUAGCGAUUAUCUCCGCGCCAUAUUUACUGAUGGGAAAGAAGCGAACCGGGAACUGAUCGAACUGAAAGAUAUAAGCAUUUUACCUGAGAUAUUUAAGAUCAUUAUGGACUCCAUCUACACUGGCGAUCUUCGUGUCAACCAGAAGAGCGUAUUUGAGGUUCUUCUCACAGCUAGUCAGCUUCAAAUCGCGAGUGUUGUUCAACUGUGUUGUGAUUUCGUAAAGAAGGAAUUCAUAGAAAACGGAAUUGACCUGAAGAACUACUCCGUGCUGUGUGCAGUCGCCGAAAGACUCGGUCUGAGAGAUCUGCAAGAGGCCGCAGAGGCCAAGAUGGCAUCCAUUUACAAAGAUGUUUGCGAAAGUAAAGAAUUCCUUACUCAUAUCAGUGCAGAUCAACUACAUAGCCUUCUUGGUCGAGAUGAUCUCAAUUCACCCUCUGAAGCUUUCGUCUUCAAAUCAGUGAUGAAGUGGAUCAAAUACAAAGGGGAAGAGAGGAUGCCAGUUGCUGGAAAAGUUAUCGGAGCUGUUCGUCUGGGGCUGGUAGACGUGAAGAUAGUGAUUGAAGAGUUGAAAACAGAAGAAAUGCAGCGAGUUCCCGAGGUGAACAUUCAUCUGCAAGAAUCCAUGAUGCAUCACUGUAUGCCUUCACAUGAAUUUGCUGCAGAGAAAAUGAAACCAAGAUCAAUGCGUCCGAUUCUCGUGGCCAUCCAUCCCACUCGAGAUUUAAGGAGCGAAACAUUUGCAAAUGAGCGAAAGACCAGAGGCAAAAUAGAGGAGAAAGCGGUAAGCAUUAAGUGCUCGACUUUCCCCUGUCAUCAGUCCGAAGACGCUUUUGCUCAAUAUUUUGAUGUUGACACCAAAUUGUGGAAGCCUUUGGCAUCGGUUGCUCAGCUGGGUGAAAUAACUGAUGUAUGUUAUUCUGCAGAAUUGGUUGGAAAUUACCUGUAUUUAGUCACAGAUGUGCAACAGCAACAGGGGUUCCAAAAAUAUGCUGUAUACCGUUAUCACAUAUUAAAUAACACGUGGGAGAAACUUCCAGAAUUGUAUAAAGGGGUAGACAGCGACAAAUCGCGCAGCCCGCCUAAAAUCUGCUUAUGCUCAGUCAGUAAAUAUUUGUAUGUCAUUACUCCAUCGAAUCCUCCCCAAAGGUACGAUUUGAUCAAUAACGUUUGGCAAGCUGGGGAAAAGUUGAAUUUUCCCCAACAUGAAGGAAUUCUCCAAUUUCUUGCGGCGACAGUGAUGAAUCGUAAAAUAUAUGUAAUUCAUGAUUGUCAAGAUCGUAAGAAUGUCAACAAACCAGCGGUAUUUCAUUGUUUUGACCCAGAGAAAAAUGAAUGGGAACGUAAAGCUUCGACCUGCCAUCCUCAUUUUGAGUCUAGUAUUUUCGUAGUCAAUAACAGACUAUGUGUGGCAGGGAUUUCCAAUUCAAUAAGAAAUUUAAUGCGGGACCAUCCACCUGUGGAAUUGUAUGACGAACGUAAAGACACCUGGUCUGUUGUGGAGCAGAAACGUAUCCCGCCCAACUUAUUAGGUGCCUUUGAAAUUGAAAGGAGGGUGUAUUUCUUAAUAAACAAUUUUCCUAUUGACAGUGGUAUUAGAAUUCCUCCGGAGGAAAAUUUUCCUGUCCACUUAGGGGAUGAAUGGGGAAACUUAGCAGAAGUAAGUCAAAACGCAGUCUUGUGUUAUUUGCCUGUCAAGAAAGAAAACAUAAGAUAAAGGAAGCAGUGAUAAAUUUAAGGUAAAAAUUUCACGCAUAUAAAAAUCAGUUAAUGCAUGGAAUGGUUAAGAAAGAGGUCUAGAUACUUGUUUCAAUGUAGUUUACUGAAAAGCUAUAUUAUGAUACUCAACACUCAACAUUAAAAUUCACUGUUGUUUCAAAGGAGUGUUAAUAGGCGUACGAUAAAAUAGUUUAUUGUGUAGUUUGUGUUCCAUAUUAGCUAAAAGUACGGCACAUGAAAACAUAAUUUGGUUUUCAAUACGAUACAUAAAUUGAGCAAAACUUUUUGGACAGCAUUGAGAGAAGUGAGGAGGAGUCAUGAAAUAAAGCUGUAGGUUAUGAGUAUGGCUCAUCGUAGUGCUGUAGAAAAAAGUAUAUCGACUUUCUUAGAUAAUUUUCUUAAACGCGUACUAAGUAUGCAAAUUGAAAACUGGUAAAGGCCAACAGAUCAUAACUUAAAGUGAUCUCAGUUUUGCAAAGGCUUAUGGGUAUGAUACUUUAACGCUCUGAUCGGUUUCACUGUACCUUGUAAUAUUAACUAAU
Pocillopora verrucosa is the source of this 2478-nucleotide messenger RNA. RefSeq names its product kelch-like protein 28. Gene Ontology annotation, molecular function: protein binding. The record is from RefSeq and is a predicted model, not a curated record. Lineage: Eukaryota; Metazoa; Cnidaria; Anthozoa; Scleractinia; Pocilloporidae.